AUGCACGCUGCCCGCAAACGGGUCCUCGACCUGCGGGAUGUCAACUGGUACCAAGACGGCAGGGCAGCAGAGAGGGACGGUGCGGUCCCCCAAGGCGAGAGUCUAACCCCCUUCCGCGUACAGCUACCGACGGCUUGGCUGCCCGAUCUCGCGACCCAGGAGCUCCUGCCCGAGCCGUACUUCACGUACGCGCACCUGGUGUUCCCGAUCCUCCACGAUCGCACCGUCAUGGACGACUUCCGCAACGGCAAGAUGUCCGCGUCCUCGCCCUUACUCAGACGCCGCGUCCCCCAUUUUCACGUCAUCCCUGCACAGGCUGUGGAGGUGACGCAUGCCGACCCUCCUCCUGCUCGCGAUGUUCUCCCUCGCAGCACGCUACUCCCCGCACGCCACGGCGCCCCACCAGACGACGGCUCGAUGCAACCGCUGGCGACAACACCUGCCACACGAUCCUUUUCCUCGGCUACCCCACAACGCGUUCCUACAGCCGUGGUCAUCUCCGAGCUCCAGGUGCUUGUGCUGCGCCAUGCGUUCGCGUUGCCCUCGCGCUCAUCGCUUCUGCGUCCCCCAUUCGAGGACGGCACCUUCAACGCCUCAAAGGUGGCUCGUGAACUCGUCCACGUUCAGCACAAGCACCGCCAGAACCUCAUGAACCUCAAGAACAACAAGUUUGUCAUCGGCUUCAAUACAGGCUCGUCCGACCUCUGGGUUCCGUCCACCUCGUGCGACUCGUGCGGCUCGCACAACAAGUACGAUCUGUCGACCUCCGGCAAGGAGAGCAGUUCGUUCUCGAUCAGCUACGGCGAUGGGUCUACCGCCUCUGGCAAUCCCUACACUGAUACCGGUACGUUCUCUGACAUCGAUCACGUCAGCGUUGUACCAUUCAAGUUCUCAUACUCACCCCACAGCCCGCUGUCGGUGGCGACAAGGUCAUUGGCCAAGACCUCGCUGCUGGGACUCAAGAGUCCCCCAGUCGGACCACUCGGACGGUCUCCUUGGCCUCGCACCGCCGUGUUGCAAAGGACGGCAAAGGAGGGCCGCUUUGGCUUCAAGCUCACCUCCUCCGACUCCGAACCCUACAUCGGUGGCACGAACUCGGACCUCUACAAGGGCGACGAGAACACGCGUUCUUUGUCGACGACAACGGCGUCGGUUUCGCCGAGCUCGUUUGAAAACGCGCCUCAUGAUAGCUACUUGCAGCCGAACCCAUUUACGCAGAGCGUCCCGCUCGAUCCCUUCCUUUGCGAGCUGUCUGCGCUGCACGCCGCCGGCUGGUUUGACAUCAGCAAAAGUGCGAAAUGA
This is a messenger RNA of Dichomitus squalens LYAD-421 SS1, 1302 nucleotides long. RefSeq names its product acid protease. NCBI's taxonomy places the organism in Eukaryota, Fungi, Basidiomycota, Agaricomycetes, Polyporales, Polyporaceae. Gene Ontology annotation, molecular function: aspartic-type endopeptidase activity. Bases 1 to 1302 code for a protein of 433 amino acids. The record is from RefSeq and is a predicted model, not a curated record. The transcript has 8 exons. Gene Ontology annotation, biological process: proteolysis.